Molecule: messenger RNA, 1644 nt
Organism: Patella vulgata (common limpet)
Lineage: Eukaryota; Metazoa; Mollusca; Gastropoda; Patellidae
Product: 15-hydroxyprostaglandin dehydrogenase [NAD(+)]
Exons: 7
Coding region: 196-966 (256 amino acids)
Cellular component (GO): cytoplasm
Molecular function (GO): oxidoreductase activity, acting on the CH-OH group of donors, NAD or NADP as acceptor
Source: RefSeq, a predicted model, not a curated record
AUUAUUAUCUUCAAUCAUGCCCAUGGAUCACAACUUUAAUUAAGGUUUUGUAGUUCGUAUUAGUAUUUACAUGUUGCAGCUUACUGUGUCAUUUAUUAAUAUUGAAAAGUACUUAAAGAAGAAGAAGUGCCAUUUGAAACUUAAGACACUUAUUGGGGUUUAAAUUUGCAGCUAAUACACGCAUUAAAAGUCAUCAUGAACCUAAGUGGUAAAGUAGCCUUGAUCACUGGGGCAGCACAAGGUCUUGGCAAAGCUUUCUCGGAGACACUUCUCUCUAAAGGAGCUAAGGUUUGUUUAGCCGAUAUCAAAGUCCAAGAAGGGCAGAUAACUACUGACGCACUAAGGAAAAAAUUCGGGAAUGAUACCGCAUUUUUCAUAAAAUGUGACGUUACGUCUGAAAAGGAAUUUGCAAAUGUGUUUCAAGCGAUAAAAAGUAGAUAUGGCCGAUUGGAUAUUUUAGUAAAUAAUGCAGGUAUCGUUGACGAAAAGAACUGGAGAAAGUUGAUUGAAAUUAAUUUGUUAAGCGUGAUGCAAGGGACACAACUGGGUAUAGAAACAAUGAGUAAAGAACAUGGCGGAAAUGGAGGUGUUAUCAUCAAUGUAUCAUCAACAGCAGGUCUACAGCCAGUAUUUAUUACACCAGCUUACUGUGCUUCUAAAUUUGGUGUUGUUGGAUAUACCAGAAGUCUAGCGGACAAUCUAAUUCAUAUUAGGAAUGGCUUAAGAUUUUGUUGCCUGUGUCCAGCCUUUACUGAUACAGAUAUUAUCAAAUUCUCUGAGAAUGCUACGGUAUCGACGAUCGAAUUAUCUAAGAAAAUUAUUCAAAGUGUCGGAAUUAAUAAGGUAUCAAGUGUUGCUGAAGGGUUCAUGGAACUGGUGACGGAUGAAAAUAGCAAUGGCGCCGUUAUGACCGUUACAGCCCGAGACGGCAUCCAAUACAAAUAUCUUCCAAAAAGUAAACUUUAGUUUAAAUAUUGAAAUAUUAUGAAAUUGUAAUAAUUAUGAAAUUGUAAUAAUUAUGAAAUUGUAAUUGUUAUUAAAUUGUAAUUGUUAUCAAAUUGUAAUUGUUAUCAAAUUGUAAUUAUUAUAACAAACUGUAAUUAUUAUCAAAUUGUAGUUGUUAUCAAAUUGUAAUUAUUAUCAAAUCAAAUUGUAAUUAUUAUCAAAUUGUAAUUGUUAUCAAAUUGUAAUUGUUAUCAAAUUGUAAUUAUUAUCAAAUUGUAAUAUUUUUUUUUUUUUUUCAAACUGUGAUUAAUAUUUGCCAUAAGUCAAGAGCUAGCUAACAUUCCAGUAUGUUUCUGCCUCUCUGUCGAAUGGUCGGUUGUGAAUUCGGAACGUUUUGAAUUGACAGAUAUGCAAUCGACACGGAAUUCAGUUCUGUCAUUCGCUAGAAUGUAGCAAAGCCCUGUAUAGGGCUUAGGAAUGUAGUGUGAUCAGAAUCUGACGUAAUGAAACACGCAGAGCAUGUUUAAGCCGUUUCGAUUGGCGGGGAUUGACUUGUUAAUUCGCUUUUGAAAAUAAGAAAAUUCAAUUCAUAAACGUCCGUCGAUCAUUUCCAAAUCGCUGCAAGAACAAUAUAAGUAUAUUGUCGGAUAAACAUUGUCGUGGGAUAUAAAUUAAUAAAUACAAAUUAUUUUGUAAAUA